Messenger RNA from Brassica napus (rape), 2494 nucleotides. RefSeq names its product B3 domain-containing transcription factor NGA4. Gene Ontology annotation, molecular function: DNA binding; DNA-binding transcription factor activity. The record is from RefSeq and is a predicted model, not a curated record. The coding region runs from base 1405 to 2424 and encodes 339 amino acids. Lineage: Eukaryota; Viridiplantae; Streptophyta; Magnoliopsida; Brassicales; Brassicaceae. The transcript has 2 exons.
GCAGGAAAGGUAAUACUAAUUACUAAAAAAAGUCAGAAUAAUACAAUUUCUUCAUCUCAUUUAAUAUAACUAAGAGGUUGAAAAAAAAAAUCUUAAUAAGGUACACGUGAUUACCUUUUUGACAAAUUUAGAAAUUAAUACAUAUAUGGUUUUAAUUGAGAUAUUCGACUGCCACGUGUUAACAUUAUAGUCUAAAUAUCUAAAUAAAUUUAUUGGUUAUCACCCGGUAGACAAAACAUGGUUAUCACCCGAGUAUUUUCUAAUUUAAACUUGAAACAAUCAUUAAAUAUUUAAAUUACUAUCACAUUUUUUGGGAGUAUCUUAAACUAGAAUAAAACCUUUUUAUAAUUGCUUUAAUUUAAAUAAUAUCACGUUUAUAAUAAAUAUUACUACCAAUUUUUUGACAUUUUUAAUUUAUUAUAAAUGCAAUAUUAUUUACAAAUAAAAAAAUGUAGCAAAAUGUAUGUUCUCAGUGAUACUAGAACAAUUGUUUCCAAAGUUUUAUUUGAAUUAAAGAUGUAUAUAUUAAAGAAUUCAUUCCAAAAUCUCAUAUAAAGUUCACUUGGACUAAUUUUUAUCUUGUGAAUUUAUCAUUAAAUAUUUUUCAUGGUUAUCUCAGAUAUUUUAAUAUACAUUUAUAAAUUAAUUAUAUUUAUAAGGAGUCAUGUAUAUCUUAUAAUCUGAUACUUAUUAUUUUCAAAGUAUUUUUAUUUAUUAUAUAUCUAAAUGUUAUAAUUAAUUAUUCCAUGCGUCAGAAUAUAAGUCAAAUAAUAUCUAGUAAAUUUAUAUUUCAAAGUUACUUUAUAGUGUAUUAUAUGUUUAUGCACACAAAUUAGUUAUAAUAUAUGAGUAAUUAAUUUAAUUAGCUAAAAACAACUGGCAAGAGGAAAUCAGCAAACAAACAUUAUAAAUACAACUUAAAAUUAAAAGAUCUGAAAUGAAUAAAGAGGGAAAUAAAGAAAAAUACUAUUUCUCCAAAAAAAAAAAAAAAUAUAUAUAUAUAUAUAUAUAAUAAUAUCAAAAGGAGAGCAAAUAUUCUAAGAACAUUGAUACACUUACCUUACAUAUACACAAUAUAUGUAUAGAUUUGUAUAUCUAUAUAAAUAGCUAGAGUCACCCCAAGUCUAGCUAAACUGAAAAGGACAAGAAGCUUUCACAUUACCCGAGCCACACCAUUCAUGGGGCCCUUUUACUCUCUCUAGGAAGUGAUCUUCAAUCUAUCAUCGAGAAAUUCUCUUAAACCACUAUUUUUCCCAACACUUUAAAGUCAUCUAGAGAGAGAACGUGAGAGAAAAUAAGAGAGAUCUCCAACUUGAACUUGAGACACCAUUGAUUUCAUUUUCAGCUUUAUAAAAUAUUUUUGGAGUCAACGAAAAUAUCUAAGAAGAAGCAAACACCAAGAAUAUGUCAACGAGGGCGAGCACUCACCAAGAACCAGCAGAGAACGGAGCUAGUGGUUCAGACAACAACAACAACAACAACUUCAACUCGGCGAUGAGAGAGCCCAUGUUCGAGAAAGUGCUUACACCAAGCGACGUCGGGAAACUAAACCGGCUCGUGAUUCCAAAGCAACAUGCAGAGAAUUACUUCCCGUUAGAGGACAAUCAAACCGGCACGCUGUUGGAUUUCCAAGACAAAAACGGCAAGAUGUGGAGGUUCCGUUACUCGUAUUGGAACAGUAGCCAGAGCUACGUGAUGACCAAAGGAUGGAGCCGUUUUGUCAAAGAGAAGAAACUCAACAACGGAGACACCGUCUCGUUCCACCGUGGCUACGUGCCCAACGACAACGAACCGGAGCAACGAAGGAACAUAUUGUUCAUCGACUGGAGGAAUAGAUCAGACACAAAUCUCUUACACAACAUUAAUCAUCAUCACUACCCGACCUUGGGGCCUCCUCCUUAUCCAACGGCUAGUUAUUAUCCUGUGACAGAAUAUUCCAUGCCGCAUUACGGGAGGUUUCCAUCUUUAUAUCAUAACCAGUUUUUAGGGUAUGGUUAUGGACCUUAUGGUAAAACUGUUACUGGAGGGCGUUACUACGCGGGAUCACCAUUGGAUCAUCAUCAUCGGUGGAAUCUUGGUAGAUCUGAGCCGUUCGUUUAUGACUCCUGUCCUGUUUUUCCAACGACGAGUUUGACUUCGUCCUUGGCGAUGUUGCCGUCUUCUUCUCCUUCUCAGCCGCCGCAGGAGGGGACGGCCAAGAAGCUAAGGCUGUUUGGGUUCGACGUAGAGGAGUCUUCUUCUUCAGGGGAGGCACGUGCCGAAAUGGGUGUUGCUGGGCACUCUUCAUCUUCUCCGGUUGUGAUUAGAGAUAAUGAAUCAUCAUGGAGGUUGCCACGUGGAGAAAUGGGUGGAUUGUCUUCUUCGGUUGUGAACUUAAGCGAUGACGAAAACUAUAAAAGGAAAGGGAAGUCUUUAGAAUUUUAGACAGAUAAUUUCAUUUAUGUUCACCUCCAUUUUCUCUAAUUACCUUUUAUUAUAAAGUUUUGAAAUUGUA